GCGUAGUUGGUUGUGGGAUAUUGCAACCAAAAAGUACAUCUGAUUCCUGAUUUUACUAUAUCAUUUCCUCUCUUUGGAGAAUAUACCCUUUGCUAAAUAAAUAACUAUUUCCAUCCAUAUAACUUGCCCUUUCUUCUCUGAAGUCAAUCUUCCUUUAUACGAUUGGUGUAUACAUAAAUACCACGAAUAAUAAUUCCAUACAGAGACUUAUAAAGCAUCGAAAGAGCGAAUGAAAUGCAUAUUUCAUUCAACUUGUGUACAUGCAAAGUUUGAAGAUAAUAUUCAUCAAGACAUUGCUAAAGUGAACGAAAGAGCGGAAAUUAAACUCAGACAGAUCAUCUUCUCCUUAAAGUUUUGUUUCCUCCAGGAUAAUUUACUUAUAAAGCAGGUCACGUAGCAUAUACGUAAUAAUGAGCUGAUAUGUAUACAUACAGAAUUUCUUAAAAAACGAGAAGAUCUCAAUCCUCAGACGCAACGUGACUAUUAUAUAAUUUACAUACAUCAAAGAGUUGAUACGAAACAAGGAAAUCCCAUCAUCUCUGCUUAAUGGAUAAACCAGAAAUGAUGAUGAGCAAACUUGAAGAAAAGUGAACCCAAUUAAAGUAAAUCAUUGACCGAUAAAGCACGUACGAGUUGAGUUUAAACUAGAAGACGACUAACUCGUACAUACAUAUUUGUCAAUUUGUCAUUUUAUACAUAACUUGGAAGACAUUUCAGUUAAAUACGAAACCGUAUUACCUACUUUUUUGUGAAGGAAGCAAAAAGUGAAGUGAUCCAAAUAGACGCACAUUUUUGAGACUACGGUAAAUUCAGCAAUAAACCAAUAUAUGAUCAGCAAAGAAAGCAACAACGGUACCGAGUAAAUAGAAACAUUGAAUUGUCAUGGAUGAAUAGUUCACAACAAUUUCAUAGUGACGAAUAGGAGGUGAGGCAUGUCAGUCAGUUGUGGUUUAACCAAGCAGUGAAGCAUCUCGGGCGCAAAAUAAUCUAGAAAAUAAUCUCAAUCACACGGAAAAAUGACGCCGAUCACGUAUUCGUUCGUGGUGACCUUGUGCCUCCUAAUCUGCAACUUUGGAACAUGGGUGUCCACGGAAAUGUUCACGGCGCAGGUGGAUCUCGAAGCCCUGUUUCCAACGCAGGAGUUGGUAAUUGAAGCUUUUGAGGUGUACUUGGCCAGGGAGGAGAUACGAUUGAAGGAGGUCAGGAGGAGGUUAGAACCGCUUAUUCUGCGGGGCAAGAAACCAAAACAGGAAAUCAUCGAUAAUCCCAUCAGCGCAUUUCUCCUCGUGAAAGGCUUGACCAUUGAUUUGGACGACGUGCUCAACAUUGCAGAGCAAAAGUAUAAUGUUCAAGAUUUGGCAAAGAAAAUCCAGAGCUUGAGAGAUGACAACAAAUUCCCCGUGAGUGAAGACCUUAAUGGAGCCGCAGUAGCGAUAACUCGACUACAGGAUACUUAUCAACUAGAAACCGCAGAUAUUGCUCGUGGGGAUUUGAAUGGACAUUGUUGCGCGGAUAGGCUAACAGCCGAAGACCUUUUCGAACUUGGGAGACAAAGUUACACCCAGGGCGAUAUGGAUCACACAAUUUUAUGGAUGCACGAAGCACUUUCCAAAUUUCAUGAAGAGAAACAAAAUGCCACAAGUUUUGCGACCGAGUACAGAGCAGCGUCCGAGUCGGAUAUUUUGGAGUACUUAGCUUUCUCCACGUAUCAAAAGGGCGAACUUCAAAGCGCAGUUCAAUUGACGAACGAGCUGCUUCGAGUUCACCCAGAUCAUCCCAGAGCAAGUGGAAAUAUUGAGCACUACCAAAGAAUGAUUGACGAGAAAAAAGGGGAGGACGGGGGGCUGAGUGACCGGUCCUACACCAUCCGGGAGAGAAGAGAAAGCAAAGUUGGUUGGGAGAAAACCAAGUAUGAAGCCCUUUGUCGAGGUGAAUACCAAACGGCACGUGUUACCAAGAACAUGAAAUGCAGAUACAACCAAGGUGGAGAUCCAUAUCUUCGAAUCAGCCCUGUCAAAGAAGAAUUGAUUUAUGAAAAACCAAAUAUUUGGAUUUAUCACGACAUUAUCAGCGACAAGGAGAUCAACGUCGUAAAACAAUUGGCGAGACCAAAGUUUAAGCGAGCUACCGUCCACGACCACGCUACUGGGGAGCUGGUCACAGCUCAGUACCGGAUUAGCAAAUCUUCUUGGCUUCAGGGUCAUGAGAAUCCAGUAAUUGAUGCUGUUAAUAAACGCAUCACCGCCAUUACCGGACUUGAUGUAGAAACGGCAGAAGAGCUUCAAGUCGUUAAUUACGGUCUCGGAGGCCACUACGAACCCCACUUUGAUUUUGCGAGGAGGGACGAGAAAGACGCCUUCAAAAGUCUGGGCACUGGAAAUCGAAUCGCCACAUAUUUAAUAUACAUGACCGACGUUGAGGCUGGUGGUGCCACCGUUUUUCCGACCCUUGGUCUGACCCUGUACCCCGUCAAAGGCGCAGCCGCGUUUUGGUAUAAUUUGCUUGAGGAUGGAACUGGCGAUGUGACCACGCGUCACGCUGCCUGUCCAAUUCUACGGGGGAGCAAAUGGGUCGCAAAUAAAUGGAUUCAUGAACGCGGACAAGAAUUCCGAAGACCGUGCGGCCUCAAGCAUAACAAAGUUGCCGGUGAUGAAUCAGACUGAUUUGAAACAUUCGUCUCAAAAUAAUGUAUGUAUGUAAGAACAAGAACUGAUCCUCAAAGUCAAAUAUCGUCAAGUGCCAUAAUAAUGCAAAGUUCUCAAAGCAAUUUAGACUUUCAAGCCAUACUCACUCGGUAUUUAUGCAUUUAACUUUGUCGUCAAUCCCAUUAUACUGACAUUUAUUAAUCUCGUCUUUCUUGACAUUUUAUUGUUACCGAUUAAUUACCAUUUAAUUUUUAAGACUUGUUUUCACGUAAAACAUUUUCCUACUCAUGUUUACCAUUUAUUACUUAAUCUUACGUAUUGAUACUGACCGCUUGUUUAUCUUGUUGAUACAAUCCUAUUAAUUGUUACGAGCUCAAGUCCACAUUUAUAGUCAUGAAUCUCAAUCUCAGAAGAACGUAGAAACUGACCAAAUCCAAGUCCAUCAUAUUAAUCAUUUGCAAUUUUUUAAACAAAAUUGCGUUAACAAAUUAAUAAUCUCACCACAACACAAGUAAUUUUGUACACUGAUUUGUAUUUGUACUCGUGUAUGGCACGGCAUAAUAUAGUAACUAUUAAUAUCAAAAGUUAUCAGAUUCAAUAAAAAAUAUAAAACUUGUUAAA
This is a messenger RNA of Folsomia candida, 3266 nucleotides long. It is a transcript of the gene PH4alphaEFB, whose product is annotated as prolyl 4-hydroxylase subunit alpha-1. Gene Ontology annotation, molecular function: procollagen-proline 4-dioxygenase activity; iron ion binding; L-ascorbic acid binding. Gene Ontology annotation, biological process: peptidyl-proline hydroxylation to 4-hydroxy-L-proline. Gene Ontology annotation, cellular component: endoplasmic reticulum. The transcript is spliced from 13 exons. The record is from RefSeq and is a predicted model, not a curated record. The coding region runs from base 1017 to 2663 and encodes 548 amino acids. Lineage: Eukaryota; Metazoa; Arthropoda; Collembola; Entomobryomorpha; Isotomidae.